Molecule: messenger RNA, 1518 nt
Organism: Pelobates fuscus (common spadefoot toad)
Lineage: Eukaryota; Metazoa; Chordata; Amphibia; Anura; Pelobatidae
Gene: HMX3
Product: H6 family homeobox 3
Exons: 2
Coding region: 248-1159 (303 amino acids)
Biological process (GO): regulation of transcription by RNA polymerase II
Cellular component (GO): nucleus
Molecular function (GO): DNA-binding transcription factor activity, RNA polymerase II-specific; RNA polymerase II transcription regulatory region sequence-specific DNA binding
Source: RefSeq, a predicted model, not a curated record
UUUCCCAGUCUGCAGUUGUUGGUGGCUGCCCUGGAUGUCUCUUUAGCUUUUUUUAGUUUGUCCUGGUAUUUUAUUUACAUUUGUGGCCUUCUAGAUGUUGCGCUGAGACUCCUAGCAAAGGUCGUCUUCUGUCUCCUUCCCACCACCUGCAAUCUCCUGGAUUUAAAGGGGACCCCCACACCCCCCUUUUUUGGGAAAGGUUUUUGGCUUCUUGAUUUUUGGUGGAUGGUCAGAACUCACCUAAACCAUGCCUGAAAAUGGACAAGAAACCAGCAGCACCCCUGCCAAGGAGUCACCAUUCUCCAUCAAAAGUCUCCUGACCUGCGAACCAACUAGGGCUGUCCGCCCCCCAAAGGCUCUAUUCACCCCAAUCAAGGGGACCCUGGAGGGGACGACCUUUGCCCUCUCCCCACUGACUGACCUCUCUUUCCCUCGAUUAGAGAUCCCAACCCAGAGAUUCACCUUACCUGCUCAUUACCUGGAGAGAUCCCCAGCCUGGUGGUACUCCUACACCCUGACACAUGGGGGCCACACACCCAGGACUGAAGUGUCAGAGAAAAGCCUUCUUCUCGGCCCUUCCUCUCCUGUCUCUGGGGGUGAGAGGGACUCUCCAGAAUCCAUCAAACCAGACCUUGACGCCAAGGAGAGCGAUUCAAAGAGUCCAGAAGAGAUCAUUUUGGAAGAGAGUGAGCCUGAGGAUGGUAAGAAGGAGGAGAGUGGAGAGGACUGGAAGAAGCGAGAGGACAGUCCAGAAAAGAAGCCCUGCAGGAAGAAGAAGACCAGAACAGUGUUCUCCAGAAGCCAGGUCUUCCAGCUAGAGUCCACUUUUGACAUGAAGAGAUAUCUGAGCAGCUCAGAAAGGGCAGGACUGGCAGCCUCUCUCCAUCUGACAGAGACUCAGGUCAAGAUCUGGUUCCAGAACAGGAGGAACAAGUGGAAGAGGCAACUGGCAGCAGAACUAGAAGCUGCCAACUUGAGCCAUGCAGCUGCUCAGAGAAUUGUGAGGGUCCCCAUCUUGUACCACGAAAACUCCUCCAGCGCAGAAAGUGGCAACUCUGCGCCCAAUGUGCCAGUCAGCCAACCCCUUCUGACUUUUCCUCACCCAGUGUAUUAUUCCCAUCCUGUGGUCACAUCAGUCCCCCUGCUCAGACCUAUCUGAGAGUGCCCCAUCCCCAUGAUCAUUGCCACUGGGUCAAAAAUGAACUUGAUAGCCCUGAUCCAGAGGAGAAGGGACAAAAUGACCAAGUGACAAAGCUGCAGGACUCCUCCAAAGAGUAUGUAAGUACUAAAGGUGGAUGGACAUGAGCCUCAAACAGCACACUCCGGGCAAGGAAUCAGCAUGGUUGUUUAAGAAAAACAAAAAGAUUACAAUAAAAUACAUUUUUAAAAAUAUAUAUAUUGAAAAGGACUCCUGGCACAUCAGAUUCUAGGCUCACAUUUGAAAAAGUGAACAACACCAUACAAAUCAGACUCGCUGAUAUUUGAGAAUCUUUUUUUUAUUUUUUUUUAUUUUUUAGA